UGGUGAUUUUCAGGUGCUGAAGGCACCAUCAAUUCCAUGCGCCUGGUGGAGGGUGAGAGCCGGUGUGACGGGCGGCUGGAGGAGGCCAUAACCACCCCAGCCUGGCGCCGUGUGCCUGUGGAGCAGUGGAAGAGAUGGGAUGUCGACAUGGUGUGUGCUGUGCUGGGUUGUGGCCUGCCAAAGGAGAUCUACACAGCCUUGGGUAUGGCACCCACUGCACUGACCAGCAGCUCCAGGGAGGUGGAUGUCGUGACGGAGGAGAUGGAUGUCGUGACGGAGGAGAUGUACGACAUCUCGGGGAUGGGCCCUGAGCUGACCAGGAGCCUCGAGGAGACGGAGGACAUGCCAGAGGAGAUCUCCCAUGUCUUAGGGAUGGGCCCUGCACCAAGCAGCAGCCCUGAGGAGAUGGUCAUCGUCUGCUCAGGUGGGUGUCCCGAGAAGGGCCGGGGUGCUGGUGCCCCGAGCAGCCCCCAGCCCGGUCCUUCCGUGCCCGCAGGCAGCCGGCGGGUGAGGCUGGCGGGCGGUGCCGGGCGCUGCGCCGGGGGGGUGGAGGUCUAUGCCGGUGGCACCUGGAGCAGCGUGUGCCAGGAGCGCUGGGACCUGCGGGCCGCCGCCGUUGUGUGCCGGGAGCUGGGCUGUGGCGCGGCACUGGAGGCCCCCGGCUCGGCGCGCUUCGGCCCCGGGCCGGGGACAGCGUGGCCGUACGUGGUUGAGUGCGCCGGGAGCGAGGAGUCUCUCUGGGAAUGCCCACGCUCGGAAGGGCGCGAGUGCGAGCGCGGGGCCGGGGCCGGGGCCGUCUGCUCAGCUGUCCCCAGCAGCAGCGGCCCUGCGGUGGCCAGGGGGACUGUGCCGGUGCCAAGCGGGCAGGUGGCCAGGGGGACUGUGCCGGUGGCGGUGGUGCUGUGCGUGGUCCUGGGGACGCUGCUGUGCCUGGCCCUGGGCGCCCUGGCCGUGCUGAUGUGCCGUGCCCGCGCUUGGCGCCGAGGCCCCGGCAGAGCCGUGGGUGCCAUCCCCGACGCCAUCUACGAGGAGCUGGACUACAGCGCGAUGCCGGAGUACCAGGAGGUGCCCAGUCGCCCAGGUUCCCCGCGGGAGGGCUCAGUGAAGAAGCUGCUGUAUUACACCGGGGACAGCGUGGAGGGGAGUGACACCGGGGCAGCCCCAGUCCCAGCCCCCCCUGCCCUGCCUGGGCAUGGAACCCCAGACGGCUACGAUGAUGCCAUGGCUGGAACCUCGGAUGGCUACGACGAUGCCACAGCUGGAACCCUGGAUGGCUACGAUGAUGCCAUGGCUGGAACCCUGGAUGGCUACGACGAUGCCAUGGCUGUGCCAGAGGAGUCCCCCACUCCCAGCACUGGGGACAUCUCCGAGGGGGUGGCACAGAGAGGCUGGAUCUGUGUCCCAUCCACAGGUGGGAGCUGCCCCACUCCAAGUCCCCCCGGAGCCACAAGGGACCCCCCGGGACAGCCCCCGGGGCACACGGACUGUGAUGAUGUCGGCGCCGGCAUCCUGGGGAUGUCGCAGUGA
Molecule: messenger RNA, 1527 nt
Organism: Pseudopipra pipra
Lineage: Eukaryota; Metazoa; Chordata; Aves; Passeriformes; Pipridae
Product: soluble scavenger receptor cysteine-rich domain-containing protein SSC5D-like
Exons: 6
Coding region: 37-1527 (496 amino acids)
Cellular component (GO): membrane
Source: RefSeq, a predicted model, not a curated record